AUGGCUUUUUAUCGCACAAACCUUCCAACUCAAGCACUAUUUUGUCUUGUUUCAGUCAUUUUUCUCUUGUUAUCAACAAAUCUAAACUCAAUACAAGCACUGUCCUUCAAUUUCCCCAAGCUCAUCCCCGGUGAUUCUCGCAUCACUCUCCAAGGGGAUGCCGAGAUUUUAUCCAGCGGUGUCUUAGCACUCACCAAAAGCUCAUCACUUCCUCAAGGUACAUUCACUCCAACAACAGGUCGUGCCUUAUAUACAACACCCGUGACUCUUUGGGACAACGCUACCGGCGAACUUGUCAGCUUCGCCACUUCCUUUUCUUUCGUCAUGGAGACCUCGGGAGGUCCUAUAACUGAUGGAUUGAUCUUUUUCAUUACACCACCAGACACCGUGAUUCCCAUCAACUCCACCACACCAUUUCUUGGAGUAGUUGAUAGCCAAACUUCAAUCAAUCGGUUUGUUGGUGUAGAGUUUGAUCUCUUUCGCAAUUCUUGGGACCCCGCAGGGAGACAUAUUGGAAUUGACAUCAACUCUAUAAUUUCGACCAAGACUGUGAGACUGAGAUGGAGGUGGGUGAAUGGCUCAUUGACUAAAGUAACUAUAAUCUAUGAUUCUUCUUCUAACACGUUGAGUGCUCUUGUCACUUAUGAGAGUGGUAGAAUUUCCACCAUUUCUCAAGUCGUUGAUUUGAAAACUGUGCUCCCAAACACCGUUCAGAUUGGUCUAUCUGCUGCUACAUUAACUAAUCAAUCCUACAACAUCCAUUCAUGGUCAUUCACAUCAAACUACAUAACAAGAACAAGAAGGGUCUCAGACAUAUGA
Messenger RNA from Lathyrus sativus (Indian pea), 819 nucleotides. NCBI's taxonomy places the organism in Eukaryota, Viridiplantae, Streptophyta, Magnoliopsida, Fabales, Fabaceae. The record is from the annotation of a GenBank genome assembly.